This is a messenger RNA of Gadus chalcogrammus (walleye pollock), 1851 nucleotides long. RefSeq lists its product as uncharacterized. The transcript has 2 exons. Gene Ontology annotation, molecular function: nucleic acid binding. Gene Ontology annotation, biological process: DNA integration. NCBI's taxonomy places the organism in Eukaryota, Metazoa, Chordata, Actinopteri, Gadiformes, Gadidae. The record is from RefSeq and is a predicted model, not a curated record. Bases 75 to 1481 code for a protein of 468 amino acids.
CAUCCUCAUCAGUGGUCCUGAUGAACAGACUCACCUCAAAGCGCUGGAUUCAGUCCUAGGCAGGCUAGAGGAGUAUGGCCUGCAUCUCAAACAAGAGAAGUGCCAGUUUUUCCAGGAGUCUGUGGAAUACUUGGGCCACAUCAUUGACGCGGCCGGGCUCCACAAAUCACCGGAGAAGGAAAAUUGUCUCCACUGGUCGUUGUCCAGCUGCAAAGGAUGCCGACGAAGAGCUGUCGCCCUAUCUGUUGCGCCGGCAUGACCUCACCAUACAACAGGGAUGCCUCAUGUGGGGUAUGAGAGUGAUUGUGCCUCCUAAACUGCGCCCCCGGGUUCUGAAAGAGCUCCACUCAGCACAUCCAGGAGUAGUGAGGAUGAAGAGCUUGGCACGCAGUUAUGUGUGGUGGCCCGGCAUCGACUCUCAAAUUGAGCUUCACGCCAAAUCCUGCCCCCCGUGUCAGAGCAUACAAAAAGCACCUGGGUUAGCUCCUCUACACCCUUGGAUGUGGCCAUCCAGUCCUUGGGAAAGGAUACAUGUGGACUUUGCGGGUCCAUUCGAAGGUCAUAUGUACCUGAUCACUGUGGACGCCCAUUCCAAGUGGCCUGAGGUGCAUAUCAUGGACAGCACCACAGCCAGCAAGACCAUACACGUGCUCAGGGGACUUUUCAGUUGCCAUGGAAUUCCGCACAUCCUUGUGAGCGACAACGGACCUCAGUUCUGUUCUGAAGAAUUCAGUGCCUUCCUGAAGUCCAAUGGAGUCAAACACACCCGCUCAGCGCCGUACCAUCCUGCUACCAAUGGCUUGGCAGAGCGUUUUGUGCGCACAUUCAAACAGGCCUUAAAAUCAUCUAAGGGCACCGGGAUGGUGCAACAACGCCUUGAUACGUUCCUGCUGGCAUACCGCAACAUCCCCCACACCACAACAACGGAAACGCCAGCCAUGUUGUUCCUUGGACGCAGGCUGCGUUCUCGUCUGGAUUUCCUGAAACCCAAUAUUGCUGGAACAGUGCACAGAUCACAGGAUGCCCAACAACAACGCCGCCACCAACACUCAAAGGACAGGCAGUUUGAUGUUGGGGAGCCAGUCCGUGUGCGGGACUAUAGGAAGGGGGAGGAGAAGUGGACACAAGGCAUUGUUGUGGAAAAGACAGGUCCAGUGUCGUACAGGAUAAAUGUGGGAGUACCAGGGGUAUGGAAACGCCAUGUGGAUCAGAUGCUGACACGCCCCGAUCCAGAGCUGCAGCAGACUGCAGUGAACCUUCCAGUACCAGAGGACUUACCCCCGAGUGAUAUCUGCACCACACUCCACUCUAAUACACCUCACACACAGGAGCCUGACUGUCAAAUUUCUCAGCACACACAAUCUCCACACCAGUCCACUGACUCACCACAGACUGCGCUAACCGGUACUCCGGUAACAGAGACAAUGAGACGCUAUCCUGUGAGGAUUACUAAACCGCCCGUACGUUACGGUGCGGAGUGACCACAUUGUUUAUUGUAAUAUAAUGUUCUGAGACAUAUUGUUUGCAGUAUAAGAAGACAUCCCCUCAUUUUUAUUUGAUGUAAAAAAAAGAAAGAUAUAAUCUUUUCUGUUGUGUUAAAGUAAAUAUCCUUUGUGUUGAUUGACAACAUAUCUUAGCGGGGAGGAAAUGUUAUGUAUGAAGCUGAAGGUGCUUCGUUUAUGGUGACCACUAGGUGGCACCUCUGACUUGUAUAAAUUCCCGUGCACAAUAAACCAGCCUCGCUGAAGUUGUAGAACAAGAUACAAUGUUUCUGUGUUGAUCUCUGUAUGGGCUGUGAAGGAUAGUCACGUAAAAGAUACAGGGAACAUAACAAUAAUACAAUCAAGUUCC